Messenger RNA from Lachancea nothofagi CBS 11611, 1593 nucleotides. The record is from the annotation of a GenBank genome assembly. NCBI's taxonomy places the organism in Eukaryota, Fungi, Ascomycota, Saccharomycetes, Saccharomycetales, Saccharomycetaceae.
AUGCAUCAGUUCACUAGACCUCUAGAUAUGAGGUAUGAUGUCAAGCAGCAGAGCUUCAAGAUCUCGGAGCCCUCCCAUAAAGUCCCCAUAACCUGCAUGUUUUUAUGUCAAUUUGAUGUAAAGAGGGGAAAUGUACUAAUGUGGUCAAAAAAUUCAUCCUCCGUCCCCAACGUUUCGCUGAAAAACAUUGAAUUCAAAAGCAUACCAUCUGGAAUUCACCAGGUUCAGAAAGAUGUAGUGAGUUUUAUCAUUCCGAAGCACAAUAAUUUCGAUGAGGUUUACUACGGGUUAUCAUGCUUUGAACAAAAUGGGCUGUCCUUAAGUGGUGAUACCGAUCAUGUUGACCGUAGCGAAGUGCAAAUGUUUUCACUUGGGGUCGUGGUUGAUGCAAAUUUUAGAUAUAGGGGUGUCUCCAAAUCGAAGUUUUAUGACUGGAAGCCUAAUCAAUUCAUUAGUGCUACUGAAUACAUUGAUGACAUUCAAGACCUUCUCUCUCACUGGCUUCGAAGAUUUUCCUCUUUUUCAUCACAGACGGGCUCAGAUUCUAUUUACGCAGAUUACGAUCUCUUUGAAACGUAUUUUGAAUCUAAUUGUGUGAAAUCCGAUACGCCAUCUUUGUCGUCGCCCGUUUUACGUCGUAGUUGGCAAAACUCAAGCAACUUUACUGGUACUUCAAAUUCAUUGCGAGAAAAAAGUCCGCAUAUGCUAGAGUCGCUUACGCAGUGGUUCAACUACUUAGGCCCUCUUAUAUUUCCGCUGUGGAAGGCUUCGUUGCUUCAAGAACGAAUAUUAAUUAUUGUUGGAAACGGCGUCUCGUUUGAAAAGUGCAAUUCGCUAGUAUACUGCUUGUCAAUACUAGCUUUAACUCCUCAUAGUUUAUCAGAUCACUUCAAGCAAGAACCAUUGCAGCCACUAUACACCAUCGGAAUCACCGACAUGGAUGCAUUGGCUCAACACGUAUCCAAAGCAAUGGCAGAAAACAGAGAUGAUUAUAAAAUCCCUGGAUUUGUUGCGUGUACAGCCGAUGAAAUUUUGGAGUAUCGUACAGAGCUUUAUGAUGUUUGUUUGAAAAUUAAUGGCAGUGAAUCCCUCCCCGAAAUAAGAAUGAGUGAUGAAGCCACAAUCAAAGCAACUCCUCAUGAGCUGGAAUUAUACGAAAAGCUAGUAAACAGUCAUCUGGGUUACCAGUUGUCGCACGAGGAAAAAGAAAAACUAAGCAGACUAAUUGAACCAACAACUUGGUCGCAGUAUUUUAUCGAUGGAUUUUACUGGUGGGCUACGGCAGGGUACAUGAAGCCAUCAUAUCAUGAACCAGAGGAAGAGUUAGAGACAGAGUUAGAUCGUGACAACCUCGAAAUCGUCUUGUCUUUAGUUGGUUAUUUUCACGGCAGAAUAUCGCUGCUAUACGAAUCACUCAAGGAGGUCGUGGAGACGUGUGAUGAGGAAAUCGUGACUGUUUCCCCAGUGUUUCUCUCCGCAAUCUCAUUUGACUGUUUUAGUGCACGAGAUUACGAUUUUCUUGAUUGUAUUUGCCGAAAAUGGUUCAAUAAACCUUUACAGGUCAAAAGUGUGGAUUGUAGAAUUAUAUGUUGA